AUGAGAACACAGCAGUGCAAAUCGGCUUGGUUGAAGGUUGACAUCGCAGGGGUACUGGCGGGAUGUGGUCAAGGACAAGUUUCAAGUUACUUCAGCCCCAGUGCGGAGGUUCCCCCGCCGCCUCCCAUGAAAGUUGUUGUGAGCCGUCGAGUUCGGGACCUUUUGCUUUAUAGCAAUGUUGACGAGGUCAGACCCUUCCUGGAGGAGAACUUAGAAAAUCCUGCGAAACUUGUUGAGUGGCUCGAGGAUUACUAUAAUCGACCGCAAGAUAAAAAAUUGUCGGAUGUAAUGUUCUUGAUUCCUCGUCGACGGUUGGAGGAAGACGAGAGGAGACAGGUUGAGUCGCCGCGCCAGGAGGCUUCGAAGGAGCAGUUGAAUGUACCGAUCGAGACAGAUGGCGGUCAGAGUUGUUCUGAUCAGGGAGUACCUGCAUUGGUCCAUUGGGCUCGGUGUCAUGCGAACAGAGAUGCACUGUCACCGGCGCAGUAUCUGCGGAAUCUCGCAAUUCUGGCGCGCUGGUUUCCGGAGGCUGCAUACAAAUUGGCGAGGAUGUGGUUUGAGCAGGAUGCACCAAUGUUCACAAGUAGUGAGUUCGUUCCCGACCUUUCUGUCGGACGGCAAAGGCUUCGGCAAGUGUCACUGCUGUGGCUUGGUGGGGAUCCUAAUGGAUUCUCAGACCCUUUAUCGGACUCGAUAUCGGAUGCUGUGGGUGGGUACAUCAGCGACAUUGGCGGCUCCCGCCAGCGAGGGAACGCCAUAAGCUGCCUUCACAUCGACGACGUGAAGGAGGGAUACAGUACUACUCUCCAGUCUUUGGACAAAUUGAAGGGCAAGCACCGACGACAACACCUAGAACGACGUUACAAGAGUGCGUACAAGGGAUGCGCUGAACUAUUUCUCGCCACCUACUUCCCAGAGGUUGUUAGGGGGAUGCGACGUCAGCGGAUUCACAUUCCUCCCCGUUUACGUGGACGGCCAUUUGCGUUCCCAGUAGGCCACACUACCAAAGUCUUCCGCCGGGCCAACUACCGGAGUUACGAUCUGCGCGAAUGGGCGUGGAUGGAGGAGCUACUGGUUCGCACUAUGUUGGACAAACUCAUCGCUGUGCGUGCCGCCAGUACUAACGAAACUCCCGAAGUCAUUGCCGCCGCUCUACAAAGACCUGAACCAUUCACCGUUUCGCUCUCCAAGGAGGAGUUGUAUGAAACUUAUAAUCGUGCAACGGACGAAGUAGCAAGCCAAGUGGCUGCCGAACAAGCGAGUGCUUAUGCUAGCAGGGUCGCCUUGGCUUUUAUGACCACCGCGUACAACCACUGCUCUGUUAUGGAUGCCGCUUGA
Gregarina niphandrodes is the source of this 1338-nucleotide messenger RNA. RefSeq lists its product as hypothetical. The transcript has a single exon. NCBI's taxonomy places the organism in Eukaryota, Apicomplexa, Conoidasida, Eugregarinorida, Gregarinidae. The record is from RefSeq and is a predicted model, not a curated record. Bases 1 to 1338 code for a protein of 445 amino acids.